AUGGAAAAGUCGCCAAAGGCCGUUGAGGCGGGCGAAAUCGAUCCGUCCUAUGAUGACCCCAAAGCACUCUCGGGCGAAGUGGAAGGGCCUAGCACAGAGACACAUCGUGGUUUGAGCUCACGUCAUAUUCAAUUCCUAGCUCUUGGUGGUUGUAUCGGCACUGGACUGUUUGUUGGAAGUGGAGCAACAUUGUCUCUGGUCGGUCCAGCUCCUCUACUGAUGGGCUAUAUCGUGAUGUCGUCGGUGGUUUAUUUCGUUAUGAACAUGCUGGGUGAAAUGACCACCUACCUUCCCGUACGCGGCGUGUCCGUGCCCUACUUCAUCAAUCGAUUCACUGAGCCCAGUUUGGGGUUCGCUGUUGGAUAUAAUUACUGGUAUUCGUUCUCAAUGUUAACAGCAUCUGAAGUCACGGCAGCCGGACUUGUAAUCCAAUACUGGCCAACUUCAGUCAGUGUCGGUGUAUGGAUCGCAAUCGUCCUUCUUGUCAUCCUCUUCCUUAAUAUCGUCGCUGUGUCGUGGUACGGUGAAGCCGAGUUUUGGUUCGCAUCGUUAAAGAUUAUCGCCAUCAUCGGCCUCAUUAUUCUCGGUAUCGUACUCUUCUUUGGAGGAGGUCCCAACCACGAUCGACUUGGCUUCCGCUACUGGGAAACUCCGGGCGCCUUCGUCGAACCAUACCUGGUGUCGAACGUCAACACAGGUCGCUUCCUAGCUUUCUGGACCGCCUUGAUCAAAUCUGGAUUCUCCUUCAUCUUCUCACCUGAGCUGAUCACCACCGCUGCGGGAGAGGCGGUUUCCCCUCGUCGCAACAUUCCUAAGGCAACCAACCGAUUCAUCUACCGUCUUUUUGCUUUCUAUGUCCUUGGAAGCUUGGUGAUUGGGGUCACUGUUGCAUACAACGAUCCGAAGCUUCUUUCCGGUGUCGCUAGCGGAGCAUCUGGCGCCGGUGCUAGUCCUUUCGUCAUUGGUAUUCAGAAUGCUGGCAUCAAAGGACUGAACCACGUUAUCAACGCGGCAAUUCUCCUCUCCGCCUGGUCGUCUGGUAAUUCCUGGGUCUACGCUGGCUCGCGAACCCUAUAUUCCCUUGCAUGCGCUGGCCAAGCACCUAAGAUCUUCACCCACUGCAAUAAGAAUGGAGUACCUUACCCGGCGGUGUUGAUCACCUGGUCAAUUGGCCUGUUGGCAUUCUUGAAUCUAUCGAGCUCGGGUGCCAACGUCUUCUACUGGUUCACCAACAUCACAACGGUUGGCGGUUUCGUCUCUUGGGUUCUUGUAGCCAUUGCAUACCUGCGUUUCCGCAAAGCUCUGGCUUUCAACGGGCUUCUAGAGUCACGGCCAUUUAAGACGCCCUUCCAGCCUUGGGGUGCCUACUACGCCUUGGUGGUUGUUUCACUACUUGCCAUUACCAACGGCUACGCUGUUUUCUUCCCGGGCUCGUUCACAGCCUCAGGUUUCCUGGUCUCUUACAUCGUCUUUGCCAUUUUCUUUGCGCUGUACUUUGGCCACAAGAUCUGGUACCGGACUCCUUGGAUGGUUCCGGUGGCUGACCUCGAUGUGAUCUCUGGCAAGGAGGCGAUUGACCGAAUGAGUGAAACUGAGGUGGAGCCAUUGCCUCGUAACUGGCUCGAGCGUGUCUGGUGGUGGAUUGCUUAG
Penicillium maclennaniae is the source of this 1650-nucleotide messenger RNA. RefSeq lists its product as uncharacterized. Gene Ontology annotation, molecular function: amino acid transmembrane transporter activity. NCBI's taxonomy places the organism in Eukaryota, Fungi, Ascomycota, Eurotiomycetes, Eurotiales, Aspergillaceae. The transcript is spliced from 5 exons. Gene Ontology annotation, cellular component: membrane. Gene Ontology annotation, biological process: amino acid transmembrane transport. The coding region runs from base 1 to 1650 and encodes 549 amino acids. The record is from RefSeq and is a predicted model, not a curated record.